Molecule: messenger RNA, 692 nt
Organism: Leptopilina boulardi
Lineage: Eukaryota; Metazoa; Arthropoda; Insecta; Hymenoptera; Figitidae
Exons: 3
Coding region: 151-540 (129 amino acids)
Source: RefSeq, a predicted model, not a curated record
CUAAUUUUUCUAUCUACUAUUAAAAAUAAUAAUUAAUGAAUUAAUUAUUAAUAAAUUAAUAGUCUAAUAAAUUAAUAAUUAAAAAAAAUAAAUAAAUAAUUUUUUAUGUUUUCAAUUAGUUAAAUUAAUUAAAUUUUAAAAAACAUUAAAAUGCAUUGUAUUGUUCUUCUGCUGAUUUGGAGUAUCUUUUCUAAUUAUUGUGAAUGUAGACCGUCUGAAACACUUUCCACUAUGCCUAUUGAUAAUUUAGGAAUUGAAAAAUGUAUUAGACCUGUGGAGGAUACCGAAACAUAUUGGGUGUGCAGAUAUUUCCCAUCUAAAGUUAUUACUCCAGUAAAAGCAGCCUUAGAUUACUGUACAACAAUGAUAAUCAUUGAUGGACCUAAAAUUCGUCAUGUGUGCAGAGAGGAAGAACCUUUUUAUGUUGUUGGACAAAAUCGGCCACUCGGGAUGAUUAGUGAUGAAUUUGGCCAAAACGACGAUCGUUCUAACACCAUAGAAUAUAAUAUUGUAUCGACUUAUUGGGAUACAUUUUUUUAGUUAUUUUUUCGACAAAAAAAAAUUAAAAUUUUCGAAAAAAACAGUUUUUUUUGUUUUUAAAAUUUUUAAACUAAAAACUUAAAAUGAAUACUACGUUCUAUUUCAUUUUUGCGAGUAAAUUGUAAUAAAAAUAUACCAAUACAGUAUUAAAA